AUGCCUGCCUUAGACACUCGACAACAGCAACAGCUGCCCUCGCUAGUCGGGGCUCGCCACCCCGCAGUGGCACAAUCAACAAAUGCAGCAGUUCCUGUCGUCGCCUCUUCAUCCACAGAUACUCGAUUAAUAGACGAACAGCAGAAACCUCGCUUCUCUUUCACCUCCAUAGUCAGCCCUCAAGUCUCCUCCUACUUCAUCGCAGGUGGUGUCGCAGGCGCCGUAUCUCGCACAGUCGUCAGUCCGCUCGAGCGGUUAAAGAUCAUCCAGCAAGUCCAGCCGGAUACUCCGGACAAAGCAUACCGCGGUGUAUGGCGUAGCCUCGUGCGCAUGUGGCAAGAAGAGGGUUUCAAGGGUUUUAUGCGAGGAAAUGGUAUCAACUGCCUACGUAUCGUUCCGUAUAGCGCAGUCCAGUUCACCACCUACGAGCAACUAAAAAAGUGGUUUACGGCAUACGGUGCGAAAGAACUCGAUACCCCCACGCGAUUGCUUGCCGGAGCGUUAGCUGGCAUUACCUCUGUCUGUACUACCUACCCAUUAGACCUCGUCCGAUCUCGUCUUUCGAUAGCAACGGCUUCUUCCAUCGCUGCUGCUGCUGCUGCUUCGGCAACACCAACACCAACACCACCUCUACCGGUUGUUCCUCAAGCAUCUGCUACUCAAACGUCAAGUAGUGCAACUGUCGGCAGCCAACCCGUACGCGCGUAUGCAGCUGCUUCCGCCUACCACACCUCUUCCUCUUCGUCCUCCGCCGCCGCCACUGUCACCGCUACCUCCACCCUAGUAGCCCAUCGGAAACCUGCCCACCUAACAAUGCUCGGCAUGACCCGCAAAGUAAUGGCCGAAGAAGGCGGUUUCUUUGCCCUGUACAGAGGUCUCCCAGCAACAGCCUUCGGCGUCGCACCCUACGUCGGUAUCAACUUCGCUGCCUACGAAGCUCUACGUGGUAUCAUCACUCCUCCAGGGAAACCUGCUACGAUUCCAAGGAAAUUAGCGUGUGGAGCGCUUGCGGGGAGUAUAAGUCAGACGUUAACGUAUCCUAUGGAUGUACUUAGGAGGAAGAUGCAGGUGACGGGGAUGAAGACGCUUAGUAGUGGGGUGAGGCAUAGAGGUGCGGUUGAUGCACUGAGAUGGAUUUUGAGACAUGAGGGUGUGAGGGGGUUGUAUAAGGGGCUUUGGCCGAAUUUGUUGAAAGUUGCACCGAGUAUUGCGACUUCGUUCUUCACGUACGAAUUCGUCAAGGAACUCCUGCUCGCGUAGUUUUUUUCGUGACAAGAAGAAGAUCCUCGUCUAUCUCCCCCUUCUCUGACUCUCACCCGUCAUCCUGGAACUUUUGACGCACUCAUACCUCAUCCUUUCACGCUUGACCCGCAAGAUAUAAAUACAACAUAUAUAUAUUUCUCAUUGUAUAGAUAGAAGAACCGGAACCAGGUUCACAGCUGCACAACGACGACAGACAUCUCAUAGUAUCCAUCGUAGUUACUCUUUGCAUUUGUUACUCUUACAUUUAACUGUCUUCUUACCGGUUGCUUCUCUUUUGUUUCUACUAUCCUUUAAUGUUAUCGAGACGAGGCUAGAUUUGGUUUUAGGUGUUAGGUGUUU
This is a messenger RNA of Fomitiporia mediterranea MF3/22, 1602 nucleotides long. Its product is annotated as mitochondrial carrier. The coding region runs from base 1 to 1260 and encodes 419 amino acids. The record is from RefSeq and is a predicted model, not a curated record. The transcript is spliced from 6 exons. Lineage: Eukaryota; Fungi; Basidiomycota; Agaricomycetes; Hymenochaetales; Hymenochaetaceae. Gene Ontology annotation, biological process: transmembrane transport.